AUGACUAUCUCCUAUGAUGACUCUUCGGUCUGGUCUGCCACAAACGCAGAUGCCAAAGAGUCGCUUAUAAAACUCAUGGUAUCAACGCUUGAGUGCGUGAUUUGUCUGGAAACAAUGCACAUCCCGUUUCUCCUAUCUUGCGGUCACUCAUUUUGCUAUGGCUGUCUUGAUUCCUGGUUCAAGAACAAAUUGAAUUGUCCCACCUGCCGCCACAACCUUGUCGAGCCACCCACACUAAAUAAGGGUCUUCGCGAAGUAAGUAAUGGCAUAACUGAACUUUUUUUCGAGUCUCUACAAGAUGAGGAACAGAAAACGAAAUUGAAAGAAAUCAAAAAGACCCAAGAAGAUGAAUUUGAGGAGGCUCUGAAAAGCAAAAUCAAGCUCUUUUCUGACAGUUUCCUGCUGGCCCCAAGACUCAUUGACACCUCUGAUGGUGUUCCAAGAUGUGGUAAUUGUCACUGGGAGGUUCAUGGAUCUGUCUGUCUACACUGUGGCCAGAGUGUCAGGCAUCCUGGAAGCGACGGAUACUAUGACUCCAGUGAUGGCGAUGCAUAUAAUGAGGAUGAACAGGAAGUGGAGCUCUUUGGCGUCACUGGCGAUGCUUAUGACAGUGAGGACAGCUUUGUCGAUAAUCGAGAUGAUGAGGUGAUUAUUAAUGACGUUGAAUCGGAAUCUGAAAAUUCCGUUGAUCUAGAUGGCAGAAGAUCGCAGCGCUUCUCUCAUCGCCGUCAGAGAAAUGCAGCCAGUAUCAUAGAUGACGAAGCAAGCGAGGAUAGCGAUAGCGCCAUGAGCUCGUAUAAUGGAGAAGGUACUUUUCCAACUCACGGAACGCGAUACGAUGGAUCUAGAGAUUCGCUUAAUGUGUCUCACGUGGUGAGCGUCUCUAGCGAUUCUGACGAAGGGGACUCCAUGGACACGCGAGAUUAUGACAUGAGAAGAGCAGUUGACCGCUUGCAUCAGAACCACAUUGAGGAGAUUUAUGACGAUGAAGACGAGGAGGGCAGUGGUCUUGAAGAAGGUCAUUUUGCUGGCUUCAGCGAUAGUGACAACCAGAACAGCCUGGGAGAUGAAGGGAUAAUGCGCAGCCGUCGUUCCAAUUACCGGACUAUUUCCUCGGACGACGAAGAUUAG
Australozyma saopauloensis is the source of this 1131-nucleotide messenger RNA. Its product is annotated as ubiquitin-protein ligase. The record is from RefSeq and is a predicted model, not a curated record. Gene Ontology annotation, cellular component: cytosol; ubiquitin ligase complex. Lineage: Eukaryota; Fungi; Ascomycota; Pichiomycetes; Serinales; Metschnikowiaceae. Bases 1 to 1131 code for a protein of 376 amino acids. Gene Ontology annotation, biological process: protein K48-linked ubiquitination; ubiquitin-dependent protein catabolic process. Gene Ontology annotation, molecular function: ubiquitin protein ligase activity. The transcript has a single exon.